Messenger RNA from Sinocyclocheilus rhinocerous, 1151 nucleotides. It is a transcript of the gene hsd17b12b, whose product is annotated as hydroxysteroid (17-beta) dehydrogenase 12b. The record is from RefSeq and is a predicted model, not a curated record. NCBI's taxonomy places the organism in Eukaryota, Metazoa, Chordata, Actinopteri, Cypriniformes, Cyprinidae. The transcript is spliced from 11 exons. Gene Ontology annotation, cellular component: endoplasmic reticulum. The coding region runs from base 152 to 1087 and encodes 311 amino acids. Gene Ontology annotation, molecular function: oxidoreductase activity.
ACGUAAUUAAUGCGGAAGCGGAUGCGCUUGAAUCCUGCACACCAACGAGCCGACAGCGUGCAGCAUCACGUCUAUCGGUAUUUGUAGCAAACAGUGAAAACAGUUGUGAUCUUGCGUGUGUGAGACACCGAGGCCCACUUAUUGUGUUAUCAUGGAGCUGUUGACAGAUGCACUGUACUGGAUCGGUGCUGUCACUGUGGCCUGGGUGUCGGUGAGCACUCUGUGCUGUCUGCUCAACGGGACUCGCGUGUGGAUUGUGGGCAAUGGAAAUUUGAUGAGGGCGACCAAACUCGGGAAAUGGGCAGUUGUGACUGGGGCCACCGAUGGAAUUGGAAAAUCCUAUGCGGAGGAGCUUGCUCGACGAGGUUUUGCUAUCGUUCUCAUCAGCCGUACUCAAGAGAAGCUGGAUGAAGUGUCCAAAGCUAUUGAGAGCAAGUAUAAUGUAGAGACCAAAACCAUUUCUGCUGACUUUGGAUCUGUGGACAUCUACCCGAAGAUUGAGUCUGGACUGGCCGGACUGGAAAUAGGAGUUUUAGUUAACAAUGUUGGAGUGUCUUAUUCCUACCCAGAGUUCUUCCUCAACAUUCCUAAUAUUGACAGUUUCAUCAGCAAUAUGAUCAACAUCAACAUUACAUCAGUUUGUCAGAUGACUCGAUUGGUACUGCCCAGGAUGGUAGAUAGGUCUAAAGGAGUGAUCUUGAAUGUUGCUUCAGCGAGUGGCAUGUACCCAGUUCCUCUCCUCACCCUCUAUUCUUCCUCGAAGGCCUUUGUGGACUUCUUCUCCCGUGGUCUUGCUGCUGAAUACAAAAGCAAAGGGAUUAUUAUACAGAGUGUGCUGCCGUUUUAUGUGACGACCAAACUGAGCAAAAUCAGGAGGGCCACUCUUGACAUCCCCUCUCCGGAACGCUAUGUUAAAGCCCAGCUGUGCACUGUAGGGCUGCAGACUCAGUCGAAUGGUUACUUCCCUCAUGCCGUCAUGGGUUGGGUGACUACUGCUCUGCUUCCUGCAAAACUGCUCAACAAAUAUGUUAUGAGCAUGGGGUUGUCCCAACGUGCACGCUAUCUGAAGAAACAGAAGCAAGGUUAGAAACAGAAAAGGGACAGACAGAGGGAUGAAGGGAUGGUGUGAUUAAAGGAAAGGAGGGACCAAC